Messenger RNA from Racocetra persica, 1002 nucleotides. NCBI's taxonomy places the organism in Eukaryota, Fungi, Glomeromycota, Glomeromycetes, Diversisporales, Gigasporaceae. The record is from the annotation of a GenBank genome assembly.
AUGGUUCACAUAUCAACUGACCCUUUUGAAGGAAAUGAUUCUUCCGUUUAUGAUGUUAAUUAUGUGAGUUUCAACAUGAAAGUUAUGAGAGACAGCCUGAUUUCUAGUCUUGAAAAAUUUUGGCAAUGUAUAAAAAUCAAAGCUGAUGAUUAUGUGCUCAAAAAUAAUAUUGAAAAUAUUAAUGCUCAACGUGAGGAAUUCUUCGGUUUUUUGGAAGGAUCAGUUCAACAAAGCCAUGAAAUUCGAAAUUAUUCUUUAAAGUUACGACUAUUUAUUAACAGUUUUCGAGAGGAUUCGUUCUCCAACGAUGAAUAUUUUAAGGAAUUAGAAUCAUUAUUGGAUGACACUAAGAAGAAUCUAAAAUCUGCUGAAACAUUGCAAGCUCAAGUCAGGAGAAUUAAAAAUGAAUUAGUAAGAAUUGGAGAAGAUCUUAAUAAAUACCAAGAAGAUAUCCAGCGUGAUCCGGAAAAUGUUAAAUCAAAAUGUAAAGAUAACUUUGAUAAAACCCAAUAUUGGAUGAAAAUGUUCGGUUUAACUCGCUACGCUAGUCCUUUAGUAGGAGCUGGUGUUGGAUUGGCAGCUGGAAGUGUGGUUGUUUUCUUAGCUGGAGCAGGAGUAGGCUUAUCAAGCGAAGUUUUUAGAAGAAAGUAUUCAUCACAAAACGAUGAGGAAAGAAGGCAAUUAGAAGAACAAAGGGAUGAAUUAAUAACUAAUAUUGAUAUUGUGUUAGCAAAUUUUGAAUCAUUAAGCAUGGCAAUUGCACAACUCAUUGUAUAUUGGGAGAUUCAAUCAACGACUAUUUCUGUUCUUUCAACCAAAUUGAAUGAAGUAAAAGAUGAGCAGAAUCAUAAUAAAUUACUUAUUAGAGUGAUCGAUAAAACUAUAAAGGACUUAGAAUCAGAUGAACUUUUUUCCAAAGAUUUUUGCGUCGCAGUCAGAGUUUUAAUGGCUAGAUAUGAGUUGAGAUCAAUAUCUGAAGGAACUCAAGAUGAUGAAUUUUGA